AUGGCGGUACCCGAUCGUCUCGCCCGAAAGGCCAAACGAACCGACGUGGACUAUGCCGUUCUAUCUUCGGGCCAGCAAAUUCCAGAGUUUUCCUCGGACGACGACUCGGACGACGAAAGUUACGGCUCUCAGAAGAAAAAGCGGCGCAAACACUCGGCCCUGUGCUUUAUCUGCCACCGACCGUCCCGAACUUAUAAAAACACUAUGCUGAAGUGUGACAGCUGUUCAAGAUUGUACCAUGGAGCAUGUGGCCGACCAUAUCAGUCGGCGUCCAUUCUAGGCAACACGAGCUGCUACGAGUGUCUUCAGGAAGCAAAGGCGGACUCGCUCAGCUCUUUACCUCGCAAGACGCUGGACUCUAUCGCCGACUUUGUACAGGUGCUCAAGAAGGCCAAGAAAAUUGUCGUCAUAGCUGGUGCUGGAAUCAGUGUAUCGUGUGGCAUCCCGGACUUUCGGUCAAAAGACGGCAUCUAUGCUAUGGCACGAAAAAUGGACGUGGUGCUACCGGAACCGGAAUGUCUGUUCCAAAUCGACUACUUUCGGGACGACCCGGCACCAUUUUUUGAAGUGGUGCGCAACGCAUUCGCCAAUUCACCCAAGCCGUCGCCAACGCAUUGGUUCUUGAAGCUGCUGCAAGACAAGAAAAAGUUGUUGCGCGUGUACACGCAAAACAUUGAUGGGUUGGAACAAGCUGCCGGAGUGAAAAGGUGCAUUUCCUGCCAUGGGAGCUUUGCCUAUUCAGCGUGCAUGAGGUGCAAGAAGCGUGUACCAACGAGCACUUUGAUGCCAACGAUUCAGGCAGGGGUUAUUCCGUCGUGCCCAGAGCUGGACUGUCGCGGCGUAUUGAAGCCUGAGAUUACGUUCUUUGGUGAGAUGCUGGACGAUAAAGUCAGCACGACGAUAACGAAAGACCGCUUACAAGCAGACCUGCUUCUAGUCAUGGGAACGUCGCUCAAAGUUGCUCCGGUCAUGGAGAUCCCAGGGUACUUACCGUCACACAUACCUCAGGUGGUGAUCAACAAGACUAUACUGAAGAGAAAGAAGAUAAGGUCGAACAAGCUCCCGACGGAUGGAAAACGAGUGAGUCGAACAAGACACACUACGGACGCGACAGAUGACGAAGAGGAGUUUGACAUGUCGCUAUUGGGCGAUUGCGACGAUAUUACGCGUUAUAUUUGCAGCCAAGCUGGUUGGGACCUGGACUUUAGAGCGAUCAAAGCAACAAGGAAAAAACCUGUGAUGCACAGCAGCCAGAUCCUUUCACAUUUUGGGUCGACCGGCCACAGCAUCCAUUGUUUUGGGGAAUGCCAUUGCAAGAACAAACUCGCGGCAGGUAUGAACAAAGAAUACGAGGAGGAGGAGGACGAAGAGGAGGAAGAGGAAGAAGAGGAAGUUGAGGAGGAUAUUGUGUGUAAUCGGUGUGAAGAGCGCAUCGAAACCGAAUAUACGGGGCCUGGAUCGACGAGCAAGAUUGGUCACUACCGUUGCAAUAAUUGCUUCGAUUACGAUUUGUGUGGGGAUUGCUAUCCCAAGAGAAGGUACAAGCACAAGGGCGGUCGGCAUAGAUUUACGCAAUGCUUGUAG
Molecule: messenger RNA, 1584 nt
Organism: Hyaloperonospora brassicae
Lineage: Eukaryota; Oomycota; Peronosporomycetes; Peronosporales; Peronosporaceae
Source: the annotation of a GenBank genome assembly